This is a messenger RNA of Cladocopium goreaui, 366 nucleotides long. NCBI's taxonomy places the organism in Eukaryota, Dinophyceae, Suessiales, Symbiodiniaceae. The record is from the annotation of a GenBank genome assembly.
AUGAACAAAUGGUUCAUCUUCGACCACGCCUUCAGUAUGUCCAUGGACCAGUUCGCCACCUUCAAAGCGAUGUUCCCCAGCCCUGGUAACAAUCGUCCACUGCAGCCCUUGAGAAGUCACCAGGUGGUAAAGAACUCCUUUGAGGAUGGAGAGCCCAAUCAUUUCGAUUUCUACCUGGGUCGCCACGCAGCGCGAAAUCGCUUCUUCGCGGGCGAGUUCUACAUCGCGGUGCCAAUCAUUGCCACUCUUUUGCUGAUGUUCUCCAUCAUGAGCUUCAUCUUGGUUCGGGAUUGGGUUGCCACCAAGAGGAGUUUCAGCAGCAUGGCGGAGAUGAUCGGCCGGAGUUCUGGUGGCAGCAGAGUGUGA